This is a messenger RNA of Sphaerodactylus townsendi, 2821 nucleotides long. RefSeq names its product ATP binding cassette subfamily B member 8 (gene ABCB8). Lineage: Eukaryota; Metazoa; Chordata; Lepidosauria; Squamata; Sphaerodactylidae. Gene Ontology annotation, cellular component: membrane. The transcript is spliced from 16 exons. The record is from RefSeq and is a predicted model, not a curated record. Gene Ontology annotation, biological process: transmembrane transport. Bases 582 to 2801 code for a protein of 739 amino acids. Gene Ontology annotation, molecular function: ATP hydrolysis activity; ABC-type transporter activity; ATP binding.
GGGAGAGCGAUCCUCGGGACCCUCAGCCCAGCGGGACGAAGCGCCGGGGGGGCUCCGGGGGCGGCCGAGCGCGGCCCGAGGCGAAGAAGGCGAGCGGCGGAGUCUCCCCCGACGGCCCCAUCUGCCGCGCGCUGCGCCGGAGGAGGAGGCGGGGGCGGGGGCGGCGCAAGGUGAUCCUGAGGAGGCUGCGAGGAUGGGCCCGUCUCCAGUUGAGCGGGACCCCCCCCGGCGCAGCCCCCUCCGGGCCGGCCAAGCGAGCGGGCGGGCGGGCGGGCGGGCGGGCGGGCGACGGGGCUCCGGGAGAGGGUCGAGGGCGCCGCUCAGCCGCGCGAUCCCGGCCGCCGGUCCCGCUGAGGGCGCGCGGCCCGAGGACGGGGCCCCCUGCGCGGCAUCCUGCCCGGCCUCCCGCGGCGGCGCGCCCUGAUUGGCUCCGGCGCUCCUUCCCGCGGCCCCGCCCCGCCCCGCCGCCCGCGCUGGGCAUUGUGGGGCCGGCGGCGGGUCCAGUAUGGCGGCGGGUUCCGCGGCCUGAGCCGCUCCGUCCGAGGGGGAGAGUCGCGAGGCCGCCUUCCUCCGCCGCCGUCAUGAUGCUGCUGCUGCUGCUGCUGCCGCGGCCGGGGCUGGCGGGGAGCCGCUGGGGCUGCUGCUGCCGCUGGGCUCCGGCCGCCAGGGCCAGGCCUCCGCGCGCCCUGUGGGUUGCCAGGUCCUCUGGCGGCCAUGCCAGGCUCUCCCACUUCCUCCGGGCUCCUGACAGUCUGGCGAAGCCGUCCCCAGUGGGGCUGCUGGUCUUCGCUCACAAGCUGUCCCCGCUGGGCCGAGCCGCUGCUGCGUUGUUGGCUGGCGUGGGGGCUGCCUUCCCCGGCAGGGCCUUGUGCCAGGAGGGGGCCGGCGACGGGCCGGCGUGUGUCACCCUGGCUGCAGAGCACCCGCCUGCCUUUGACUGGGCCACCUUCUGGAAGUUCCUGAGGCCGCAGCUGCUGGCACUGACCGCAGCCGUCAUGUUCGCCUUCGGAGUGGCUCUCCUCAAUGUGCAAAUCCCACGGGUGCUGGGGGACGUGGUCAAUGUGGUGGCCCAAUUCACCUGUCUGCGUGAUUACCUGCGCGUGGUGCACCGCCCUGCCAUGCGCUUGCUGAGCAUCUAUGCUCUCCAGGGGCUGUUCACCUUCAGCUACAUUAUGCUGCUGUCGCGCAUCGGAGAGAAGGUGGCCAACAGCAUGCGCAAGGAACUUUUCAAUUCUUUGAUCAGGCAGGACGUGGCCUUCUUUGAUGCCAGCCGGACAGGGCAGCUGGUGCACUGCCUGACCUCAGACAUCCAGGAGUUCAAGUCAUCCUUCAAGAUGGUCGUCUCUCAGGGCUUGCGCAGCCUCACCCAGACGGUUGGCUGCUUAAUGUCGCUCUACUUGAUCUCGCCCAAGCUGACGGGGCUGCUGGUGGUGGUGAUGCCCAUCCUGGUGGGGACCGGGGCGGCCCUCGGCUCCUUUCUGCGCACGCUGUCGCGCAAGGCCCAGGAGCAGGUAGCCAAAGCCACAGCAGUGGCCGACGAGGCCCUGAACAACGUCCGGACCGUGCGGGCGUUUGCCAUGGAGAGCAGAGAGAUGGAGCAGUACGCUGCAGAGGUGGAUCACUCUGGCCGCCUGAACAUGAAGUUGGGGCUGGGCAUUGCAGUGUUCCAGGGGCUCUCCAACCUGGCGCUGAACUGCAUUGUGCUGGGCACCCUCUUGGUGGGCGGUUCCCUCAUGGCUGGGGAGGAGCUGACCCCGGGAGACCUGAUGUCCUUCCUGGUCUCCGCUCAGACGGUGCAGAGGUCCUUGGCCAACAUGUCCGUUCUGUUUGGGCAGGGAGGAAAUGGCUUAGACCGGGUGUGUCUAGAGGACCUUCUGUGCCCCCAGUGUGUGCCCAUUAGCUCCCUCUCUAAGGUGAGGUGGUGCGAGUGGGAUGAGCCUUCCAAGAUUCCCGUGGUGUUUGUAAUACAUGGCAUUCUGACACCAGAGACCCUUAUAGAGGUGGGAGGGUGCAGGGUUGCGUGUAGCUUGCUCCGUGGGCACAUCCAAUUCCAAGAUGUUUGCUUCAGUUACCCAACCCGGCCAGGCUACCUGGUGCUGCGAGAUUUCUGCCUCUCCAUCCCGUCCCACAAGACGGUGGCCAUUGUGGGAGAAUCUGGAGGAGGGAAGUCCACUGUGGCUGCACUCCUGGAACGGUUCUAUGAGCCCACGGCAGGCGCAGUCUUCCUGGACGGGCACGACAUCAGCACUCUGGAUCCCUCCUGGCUCCGGGGGGAGGUCAUUGGCUUCAUUAAUCAGGAACCGGUGCUGUUCAGCACGUCCGUCAUGGAGAACAUCCGCUUUGGCAAGCCGGGCGCAUCUGAUGCCGAAGUCUACGCUGCUGCUCGCCUGGCCAACGCUGACAGUUUUAUUCGCAGCUUUCCUGAGGGGUACAACACUGUUGUGGGUGAGCGUGGGGUGACUCUGUCCGGAGGGCAGAAGCAGCGAGUGGCCAUUGCCCGGGCGCUCAUCAAGAACCCCUCGGUGCUGGUCCUGGACGAGGCCACCAGCGCCCUGGAUGCGGAAUCGGAGCGCGUGGUCCAGGAAGCCCUGGAUCGGGCAGUGGCCGGCCGCACCGUCCUGGUCAUCGCCCAUCGACUCAGCACCGUGCAAGCUGCAGACCUCAUCGUAGUCCUGGCAAAGGGCUGCGUGGCGGAGGCCGGCAGCCACGCAGAGCUGCUCCGUCGCGGGGGCCUCUACGCCCAGCUGAUCCGCCGCCAGACCGAGGACGCCGCGGGAGACCGCCGCCCCGCCCCCGCUUAAUAAACCACGCCUCCCGGGCC